UCAGGAGAGAAUGCUACUGGAACAUAGCCAAAUUCGCUGCAAACCAGUGAUUCCGGCCAUGAAAGCCUUCGAUAAUACAAGACGUUUAAGGUUCAGGUGGGUUUGCAUUUCCUGCCAUUUGAACCAGCAGAGGUUCUCUGCACAUGCUCAGAGGUGGAACCACAGCUCUUUGCAUUCGCAGUGUGCUUUCCUGCCUCAGUGGUUUCCUGCCUCGACGACUCUACUCUCUCGCGGACGACUUUCACUCACUCCCAACCACGUCUGGGGAGCCUGCACCUACGAUGUGGUCAGCCGCUUUCUGCCUGUGCGCAAUGCUGUCGGGAGCAUGGAUCCCAGCGGUCCAGGCCCAGGCCACCCUGCCGCCAGACUUGAGCAUGACCCAAACGGUCCGGGUGUUUCAGGACUUCAUGAGGCAGUUCAACAAAACCUACCAGAGCCCAGAAGAGGCGCAGCACCGCUUCAAGGCGUUCGUCCACAACCUAGGAGUCAGCCGUGCCUUGCAGGCGUCCGAACUGGGCACCGCGCAAUACGGCACCACACGCUUCAGCGACCUGACAGAAGGUGAAUUUGCAGAGAUGUACGGCAUGUCCCGCCGCUCAAGGGCCCCACCAGUGGCAAGGGCAGAUGGGGAAGUAUUCUCAUUCCGUUCCAAAUCCUGCGACUGGAGAAAAGCAGGAGCCAUCACAGAGGUGAAAGACCAGGGCAAGUGCCGGUCUUGCUGGGCCUUUGCCACCGUGUCCAACAUCGAGGCCUUAUGGAAUAUCCACCAGCGGGUGCAACGAAACCUCUCCGUUCAAGAGAUAAUCGACUGCUCCUCCAACACGACGGGCUGCCAGGGCGGCCAUACGUGGGAUGGAUUCCUGUCCGUGUUCGAAAGCGGGGGGCUCUCAAGCUGCACUCUGUAUCCCUACGUGGGCAAAGACCAGCCCUGCCAGAAAUACCGGAAGAGAAGAGUCACCCCCAUCGAUGGCUUCCAAAUCCUCCCCAGGGAUGAGAAAAAUAUCGCCACAAUCGUGGCCUCCAAAGGACCGGUGACGGCGGAGUUUAACAUGAAGUUCCUCCAGAAUUACCAGAACGGCAUCAUCCAAAGGCCUGCGGAGGACUGCGACCCGAACUACCGGGACCACGUCGGGCUCAUCGUGGGCUUCAAUGAAGGGAAAUCCCGACGGGGGUCCCGCACCGGACCGUAUUGGAUCAUCCAGAACUCGUGGGGAGAGCACUGGGGAGAAAAGGGGUAUUUCCGCCUGCACCGCGGCACCAACGCCUGUGGCAUCGCCAUGUUCGUCGCGACGGCAACCGUCAAAGACUCGACCACCAAGAAGCCCAUGCGCUGCCCUCACAUUUGAAGGCACAACCCGCGGCAGGAUCUUAAACCCAGCCUCUACAAUAGCCAAUCAACUCCCGUGAAUAUGUUACAAAAUAUGAAGUGCAGAUUUGAUAAAUGUGGAUUUGAUAUUAUGAAUUGCAUGGAAGACAUAUGAAGGAGAGCUAAAUUUUUGAGAUUCUAAUAUUAAGGCCUGCAAUGACUAGCUGCCUGCUUGCUGAACUGUAAUUAAAAGUGACUAAUGAGA
Anolis carolinensis (green anole) is the source of this 1571-nucleotide messenger RNA. It is a transcript of the gene ctsw, whose product is annotated as cathepsin W. Bases 144 to 1346 code for a protein of 400 amino acids. The record is from RefSeq and is a predicted model, not a curated record. The transcript has 11 exons. Gene Ontology annotation, cellular component: lysosome. Lineage: Eukaryota; Metazoa; Chordata; Lepidosauria; Squamata; Anolidae. Gene Ontology annotation, molecular function: cysteine-type endopeptidase activity.